Molecule: messenger RNA, 2649 nt
Organism: Medioppia subpectinata
Lineage: Eukaryota; Metazoa; Arthropoda; Arachnida; Sarcoptiformes; Oppiidae
Source: the annotation of a GenBank genome assembly
AUGUCGAUGUCGUCGAUGCAGACCACGAACUAUCACUCGGAGAACAGUUACGACAGCGGAGGUUACGGCCAAAGCGAUGGCCUGUCGGGCGGAGGUAUGUCCGCCUCCGGAGGUAUGACUCACUCGUACAGCGAAUCCAAUCUAAUGGGAGGCAGCGGUGGCGGCAGCGGAGGUCUGUCAGGAAUGUCGGGCUCGUCUUCGCGGACAGGGAUGUCAUUCCUGACGGGCGGACACUCGGCCUCAACCAAACACGAAGACCUCAAACAGAUGCUCGAGUCUAACAAAGACGGCCUCAAACUGGAGGCCAUGAAACGGAUCAUCGGUAUGAUCGCGAAGGGAAGGGCCGGUGAGGCGCCCCGCGAGCUGUUCCCACACGUGGUGAAGAACGUGGUGACGAAGAACGCGGAGCUGAAGAAGUUGGUGUACCUGUAUCUGACCCGAUACGCGGAACAGGAGCAAGACUUGGCCCUCCUAUCCAUCGCCACAUUCCAGCGCUCACUGAAAGACCCAAAUCCGCUGAUCCGGGCGUCGGCCAUACGGGUGCUGUCGUCCAUACGGGUGUCGAUCAUAGCGCCCAUAAUGUUGAUCGCGAUCCGCGACUGCAGUAACGACAUGUCUCCAUACGUGCGCAAAACCGCUGCUCACGCCAUACCGAAGCUCUACUCACUGGAUCCGGACCUGAAGAACGAGAUCAUCGACAUCAUAGAGCGGCUGCUGAACGACCGGACGUCGUUGGUGUUGGGGUCGGCGGUGGCCGCGUUCGAGGAGGUGUGUCCCGACCGGUUCGAUCUGAUCCAUCAAAACUAUCGCAAAUUUUGCUCACUCUUGGUCGACGUGGACGAGUGGGGACAGAUCAUACUCAUCAAUAUGUUGAUCCGUUACGCGCGCACGCAGUUCACGGACCCCAACGGUGGCCGCUAUCACGCGGCGACCGCUUCCCAGUCGUCGCUGGACACCGACCCCACUGUCUUGGACGCCGACCAUCGGGCGCUUCUCCGGAGCGCCAAACCGCUGCUCCAGAGCCGCAAUUCGGGUGUAGUGUUGGCCGUCAUUCAGAUGUAUCUAUCGCUGGCGCCCAACAGCGAACUCAACGCUAUUAUUGUCAAACCGUUGAUUCGUUUGCUUCAUUCCCAUCGAGAGAUACAACUCGUUGUGUUGAAGAAUAUCGUGUCGUUGACCACUGUUUCGGCCGCCGAUGACAGCGAUCGCGAGGCCAUCACCGAUGACCACAAGAAUAAAGAGAACGCCGAUAACGGUCUGAACGACGAGAACAAUGGGGUCGAGAAGAGAGACAAAGACGGUUACGAUGAGGACGACGACGACGAGGAAGAGUUCUUUAAGUUUGGGAGCGGCGGUGGAAGCGGUCACUCGUCGGCGAAGAACAUCAAAACCCUGUUUGAGCCGCACUUGAAGUCGUUUUUCAUCAAAUCCAAGGACUCGACUCAGACAAAGAUUCUUAAGCUCGAAAUACUGACCAAUUUGUCGAAUUCGGCCAAUAUUUCGCUCAUUUUACGUGAAUUCCAGGCCUAUAUCAACAACUAUCAGGAGGACCUCGAGUUCAUGGCCGCCACCAUUCAGUCCAUCGGCCACAUCGCCGCCCGAAUCAAAGAGAUAGCGCCCAUAUGUCUGAACGGUUUGAUUACACUGCUGUCCAAUCGGAACGAGACGAUCGUUUCGCACAGCAUUGUCGUCAUCCGGACGCAGAUCAUCAACAAAGACGACACCAUUAUAUCGGCUAUUAUUAAACAAGUGGUGCGACUGAUGGACAAGAUUCACACACCGCAGGCGCGGGCGACCAUUCUCUGGAUUUUGGCCGAAUUCUGUCCCGUCAACGAACGGGCGGCCAAAUACGCGCCCGACGUUCUCCGCAAACUGGCCAAGACUUUCUGUCUCGAGGCCGACACCGUUAAGCUACAGGCGCUCAAUCUGUCGGCCAAACUCUUCAUAACGCAGGACACCAGCGAUCGGAUCAAACUGUUGGUCAACUUUCUGUUCAAUUUGGCCAAAUAUGACUUGAACUAUGACGUCAGGGAUAGGGGACGUCUCUUGAGGCAACUCCUCAACGACCCGACUCUCGCCAAACGUAUACUACUUGUGCCCAAAUGCGUGCCCGACGUGGGCGGCGGUGGCGUCGGUCGCGCCGACUCUGGCCAUCAGUUCCGCAUCGGAACGCUGUCUCACUUCUUGGAGAAGAGGGCCGCCGACUACGAGGAACUGCCCGAUUGGCCGCUCGAACAGCCGGACACUAGCGUUAGGGCCCGCAAAGAGGUGUAUGUGGAGGAGCCGACGCCCACCUUCGCUCUCGUCAACAUCAAAGACAAUAGAAGUGAACGAACGCUCAAGAAGUUGAAGGAGAAGUCGUUUUACUCGAGCGAAGAGUCCGCCGACGAGAGCGAAGAGGACGACACCGACGAAGAGGAAGAAGAAUCGGAUGAAGAGGAGGACAGCGACGAAGAGAUAAGCGGUGAGGAGGAGAGCGAUGACGAAGAAGAGGAGGAAACAGACGCCGAAGACGAGGAGGAAGAGGACGGAGAGUCGAGCGGUGAAGAGGAGGAGAGCGAUGACGGAGCGGAGGAAGUGUUGACCACUAAAGCCAAUGCCAGUAAACCAUCGAAAUCUAGUAAUUCGUCGAAAGCUGUUCUCAAAUAA